This is a messenger RNA of Pimephales promelas (fathead minnow), 1147 nucleotides long. Lineage: Eukaryota; Metazoa; Chordata; Actinopteri; Cypriniformes; Leuciscidae. The record is from RefSeq and is a predicted model, not a curated record.
CAAAACUCAACUGUUCAAGUUCCUUUUUGGCACACUUCUGUUGUAUUUUCUCAUAAUGAGAGAGAGUGCAGCUUUAUGCUGAACAACUUGGUUCAGGGUGAAUCUGAUGGUGAAUACAGAUUGAAACUGAAAUGGGAUCAAGGAAAAGUGUAUAUCUUUCCUCAGACAGUAAAAAUUACUGUAAAAGAGCUCAACCAGAAACCAACUAUAAACGUCCCACAACUCACACCGGGAGAGAAAGCAGAGAUAUCCUGCAAAGUUCCUGGAGAUUGCCUUAAUCCCUUGGCAGAUAUAGUUUGGACAGGGAUUGAGCCUGAUGAAAUUAGACUUCAACGUACUGCAGCUUCUAGUAGUGGACACCUCUAUUCAGAAAUGACUUUUCAUCCUGAGGCUGGACAUCACAAUACUAAGCUCACCUGCACAGUCAUUUUUCAAAAAAGCAAAGUACAGACCGAAAGUACUGUGAUCCUUAAAGUAAGACACGCCCCUAAAAUCCUGAAUAGCUCCUGUUGUUUGGUGUGGGGUGACGAAUUGAUCUGCAUGUGCGUCAGCAGUGGCGUGCCGUUACCUGAGAUACACUGGACGAUUCUGGACAGUGAAUAUUACAGUAUUGCUUCAGCAAAGAACACCAGCAGCAGCAUCACCGUCUCCAUUGCUAGUUUCAGGAACCUCAAAGCAACCAUUGAAUGUGUCAGUAAGAAUCUCAUUGGUAUGGCAGAAAUGGAAAUCCAAGUGCACAAUCAUGCUGAGAAACCCAAAAUAAGUUGGAGUUUGUCCACCCCUUGGAUAUUUUUUACUCUUUCAGUUGUUGUAAAUGUCAUCUUCAUUUCCUGUUUGACUGUCAUCCUACGAAGGAGAGAAAACCAUAAGAAACCAAAUAAAGACAACCAUGUCUACAUGACUCCAGUGAAGAGAGAGGAAUCUGUGUAUGAGACUCUUCAAAUGUCUUCAGAGAGAUCUUAGUGGUUUGAUCAACACAUUACAGCUGAUAUAAAGCUUUUUGUUCAGUUUAUACAUCAAGUGGCUUUUCUUACACAUUAGCAUAAUUUGAAACAGCAUGAAUUUUAGCAUGUGCUAAUAUCCUAAAAUCCCAACAUUUGUUUUUAUGUCCUUUUUACUUUAUGCCAUCAAAUCUUGUAAUCUUUGU